Molecule: messenger RNA, 435 nt
Organism: Topomyia yanbarensis
Lineage: Eukaryota; Metazoa; Arthropoda; Insecta; Diptera; Culicidae
Exons: 1
Coding region: 1-435 (144 amino acids)
Source: RefSeq, a predicted model, not a curated record
AUGUACCGACAAGUACUGGUUCAUUCCAAUGAUACCCCAUUGCAACGGAUAUUCUGGCUCUUUCGAGAAACUGAUCCAAUCCAGGAAUACGAGCUCAUAACUGUAACAUACUGUCUGGGUCCAUCGUCAUUUUUAGCCACUCGCACGUUGAAGCAGCUGGCAAAUGAUGAGGGUAGUAAAUAUCUUCAUGGAGGGUCGGUACUUCUAAAAGGCUUUUACGUGGACGACUUCAUGGGUGGAGCUGAAACAAUCUAUGAAGCCACACAACAGAGAAAAGAACUAGGAGAACUUCUUGUUAGCGGUGGAUUCCAGCUUCGAAAAUGGACAGCAAAUGAGACCAAGGUUCUGGAAGGAAUCCCAAUCGAUCAAAUCGGUACACAAUCCGCCAUUAGGUUCGAUUCUAACGAAGCUGUAAAAACCCUUGACAUUGCAUGA